Exophiala bonariae is the source of this 273-nucleotide messenger RNA. RefSeq lists its product as uncharacterized. Gene Ontology annotation, biological process: attachment of spindle microtubules to kinetochore. Bases 1 to 273 code for a protein of 90 amino acids. Lineage: Eukaryota; Fungi; Ascomycota; Eurotiomycetes; Chaetothyriales; Herpotrichiellaceae. The record is from RefSeq and is a predicted model, not a curated record. The transcript has 3 exons. Gene Ontology annotation, cellular component: DASH complex; mitotic spindle.
AUGGAGAGCCCUCACGAGCAACAACAGAGCCUUUUGCUCUCACGUAUCAUCACCAAUAUUGAGAAAUUGAACGAAGCGGUGGGAAUGAUGAACAAAAACCUGCAAGAAGUCAAUAUUCAAAACAUGAAUGUAGAGUUGGUGGCUCAGAUGUUCAAAAACUAUCAAUCCAAUAUCUUGUUUCAUCUUGAAGGUUCCACCAACCUCAAACCUUUCACUCCCAAGACCUGUACUGAUGAUCAUCUAGCAACCGAGAGCCUGAAGGAUCCUGUCUGA